Molecule: messenger RNA, 2550 nt
Organism: Ipomoea nil (Japanese morning glory)
Lineage: Eukaryota; Viridiplantae; Streptophyta; Magnoliopsida; Solanales; Convolvulaceae
Product: ABC transporter F family member 4
Exons: 2
Coding region: 184-2337 (717 amino acids)
Molecular function (GO): ATP binding; ATP hydrolysis activity
Source: RefSeq, a predicted model, not a curated record
AAAACAGAAUUCUACUGGGAUUAGAAUUAGGCGCACUUUAAAACAAACCCUAGUCACACUCCCCUCACAAAAUUCCACAGAUUUGCUCAACAACGGACUUCUGAUUCUCUGUUAUCUUAUCUGCCUUUUGUUCGCUUUGUUCUCUCGAUUCUGAUCCCAAAGUGCCAAAUCUCAACUAUUUAAAUGGGGAAGAAGAAAUCAGCAUCUGAUGAAGUUGGAGCCAGUAAGACUAAGGGCAGUGGCAAAGAUGGAAAGAAAGAGAAGAUUUCAGUGUCUGCAAUGCUUGCUAGUAUGGACCAGAAACCUGAUAAGCCCAAGAAAGGGUCUUCUUCUAGACCUAAAGCACCUCCAAAAGCUUCAUCUUACACUGAUGACAUGGAUCUUCCUCCCUCAGAUGAUGAGGAUGAGGUAGAGGGUCUUGUAGAAAAUGAUGAACAGACUGGUAGGCGUAACAAAAAAGACACAGAUACCCUUGAAAUCUCAGUUACUGAUAAAGAGUUGAAGAAACGGGAAAAGAAAGACAUGCUAGCUGCCCAUGCUGCUGAGCUGGCGAAGAAGGAGGCUCUCAAGGAUGAUCAUGAUGCCUUUACUGUUGUUAUUGGCAGCCGCGCUUCUGUUCUUGAUGGUCAAGACGAUGCAGAUGCUAAUGUUAAGGACAUCACAGUAGAUAAUUUCUCUGUUUCAGCUCGGGGAAAGGAGCUUUUAAAGAAUUGCUCUGUAAAAAUCUCUCAUGGCAAGAGAUAUGGACUGGUUGGCCCUAAUGGAAAGGGGAAGUCCACCCUUUUAAAGCUACUUGCAUGGCGGAAAAUUCCUGUGCCAAAAAAUAUUGAUGUUCUCUUGGUUGAACAGGAGGUUGUUGGUGAUGACAAGACUGCCCUUGAAGCUGUUGUUUCAGCUAAUGAAGAACUCAUCAAGACCCGUCAAGAGGCUGCAUCUUUGCAGGAUUUAGCUGCUUCUGUUGGUGAGGAUGAAGAUGAUGAUGAUGGUGGGAAUGAUGUGGGAGAGAAGCUAGCUGAGUUGUAUGAUAAAUUGGAGAUAAUGGGGUCAGAUGCUGCUGAGGCUCAAGCAUCUAAAAUUCUUGCUGGAUUGGGUUUUACCAAGGCAAUGCAAGGUCGCCCAACACGAUCAUUUAGUGGUGGUUGGAGGAUGAGAAUUUCACUGGCCCGGGCACUUUUUGUUCAGCCUACUUUAUUGCUGUUGGAUGAACCUACCAACCAUCUUGACCUUAGGGCUGUUCUGUGGUUGGAGGAGUACUUGUGCAGAUGGAAGAAAACUCUUGUUGUUGUUUCCCAUGACCGUGAUUUUCUCAACACAGUUUGCACUGAGAUUAUUCAUCUCCAUGACAUGAAACUCCAUUUUUACCGUGGAAACUUUGAUGAUUUUGAGAGUGGCUAUGAGCAACGUCGCAAAGAGAUGAACAAAAAGUUUGAGGUAUAUGAUAAGCAGUUGAAAGCUGCCAAGAGAUCUGGCAAUCGUGCACAACAGGAGAAGGUCAAGGACCGGGCCAAAUUUGCUGCUGCAAAAGAAUCAAAGAAAAAGGCCAAGGACAGGGUUGAUGAGGAUGAGCCCCUGGCUGAGGCCCCCCAGAAAUGGAGGGACUACACUGUGGAGUUUCACUUCCCUGAGCCCACUGAACUGACUCCUCCAUUAAUGCAGUUAAUAGAAGUCAGCUUUUCUUAUCCAAACCGAGAGGACUUCAGGCUCUCUAAUGUUGAUGUUGGCAUUGAUAUGGGGACUCGAGUUGCCAUUGUUGGGCCCAAUGGUGCUGGAAAAUCUACUUUACUCAACCUUCUUGCUGGUGACUUGGUUCCUGCGGAGGGAGAAGUGCGGAGGAGUCAAAAGCUGAGGAUUGGACGAUAUUCACAACACUUUGUAGAUCUUUUGACAAUGGACGAAACAGCUGUUCAGUACCUUCUCCGUCUUCAUCCUGAUCAAGAGGGACCUAGUAAACAAGAGGCAGUUCGUGCAAAGCUUGGGAAAUUUGGUCUCCCCAGCCACAACCACCUAACCCAGAUUGCAAAGUUAUCAGGAGGGCAAAAAGCACGGGUUGUUUUUACCUCAAUUUCAAUGUCAAAACCUCACAUUCUUCUGUUAGAUGAACCAACAAACCAUUUGGAUAUGCAGAGUAUUGAUGCAUUGGCAGAUGCACUUGAUGAAUUCACAGGUGGAGUUGUGCUAGUCAGUCAUGACUCGAGGCUUAUAUCACGUGUCUGUGAGGAUGAAGAAGUGAGUGAAAUUUGGGUUGUGGAAAAUGGAACUGUGAUGUCAUUCCCAGGAACCUUUGAUGAGUACAAAGAAGAGCUGCAAAGGGAAAUUAGAGCUGAGGUUGAUGAUUAAUUUUAGUUUUCAACGAGUAGUAGUGUCUCUCAAUGUUAUAUUAAAUGUUUUCCUGAUUUUGAGUGUAAUCAUCUGAUGCCAAUAUACGAAACAUGUGCUUUAUUAAUUACUGCACUGCAUGUAUUUUGAUGGUUCAUGCAGUUUUUUCAUACUUGUCAUUUGGAACAAUAAGCUAUUGAGAAUAGUAUUCAUUAUCAAUCCUGUUCAUUAUUA